AUGGUAGGAUUGUUGUUCGCCAAGUGCCCUACACCAAUUUUGAGUUUGAUUUCAUAUUGGAGAGAAGAUGUUGCGGUGUGUCGUACAGAGGCUGGUCUCCUUGAGUGUAUGAGCACUUUAUCAUGUUCAGCUUGCCAAUUACCCAUAAGAGUGGGUGUUCCUAUGAGUUGGGUUUGCACUCACAGGAUGGAGUUUGACAUACAGUUCAAGCCAAGGCCUGCAGAAAAAGGCCAGGCCGUUGCCGACUUCAUCUCCGAGCUCACACCUCCUGCUUUAUCGGAACCAUCAUCGCCGAGCGUCGUCCCUACCGCACCAGAGAAAAUGGAUACCGAACGUUUUGACACUUCUGUUCCUCUCUGGAUCCUGCACGUGGACGGCUCGGCAAACCAGCAAGGCUGUGGUGCCGGCUUAGUGUUAACCACUCCGGACGGUAGCAAAAUCGAGUACGCCCUCCGAUUCAACUUCCGAACCUCCAAUAACGAGGCAGAAUAUGAGGCCCUCCUGGCUGGCCUUCGGCUAGCCCAGAGCAUGAGCGCGAGGCAGAUCAGCAUUCACAGCGACUCCCAGCUCAUAGUAAAUCAGAUAACGGCAGACUUCGCAGCAAAGGAUGCCUCCAUGUCAGCCUACCUAUCGGCAGCCCACCAACUACUACAAAAAUUCCAGGCCUACGAGAUACGGCAGAUCCCCAGGUCGGAAAAUAGCCAUGCCGACGCGCUCUCACGAUUGGCCUCGGCCAUAAAUGACAAGAUCGGAAGGAAGGUACCGGUGGAGAUAUUAUCCCAACCGAGUACAACCGCCGCUGAGGUAUGUACCGUUCGGUACGAAGACACAUGGAUGUCUCCAAUCUAUGCCUACCUGACAGCCGGAACCCUUCCUACCGAUAAGUCCCAAGCUCGGAAACUUCGCUACCGAUCGGCAAGAUACACAGUCAUCAACGAUGUUCUGUACAAACGGGGCUACACGACGCCGUAUUUAAAAUGUCUGACCAAGGAGCAGGGGGACUACAUCCUUCGGGAGGUCCACAGCGGAAUCUGCGGUGACCAUUCUGGAUCCCGAUCGCUCGCACACAAGGUCUUCCGGCAGGGUUAUUUCUGGCCGACUCUGCACCAGGAUGCGAACACACUAGUCAAGAGGUGUGACAAAUGCCAGCGGUUCGGUAGUGUCCCUCAUAUUCCUGCCGAGCCGCUGUCACCGAUCGUGAGCCCAUGGCCGUUCGCCCAGUGGGGACUAGAUCUAAUUGGUCCGAUGCCAGAGGGCAAGGGUCAGGUCAAAUACGCUGUUGUUGCCGUAGACUACUUUACCAAAUGGGUAGAAGCCAAAGCCCUAGCGACAAUAACGGCAGCCAGAGUCGAGGAUUUCGUCUGGACGAAUAUUUGCUGCCGAUUCGGCAUCCCCUACGCCAUCGUCACGGAUAACGGCAGGCAGUUUGAUUCGGAAGUCUUUAGGGAAUUCUGCACCCGACUCAAGAUCAACCUGUUCUUUGCUUCGCCAGCACACCCCCAAUCGAACGGACAGGUCGAAGCCAUGAACAAAAUUGUCAAGAAGCUGUUGAAACGGCAGCUUGACAAAGCCAAAGGAGCCUGGCCGGAAAAGCUUCCGGAAGCGCUAUGGGCCAUCCGGACAUCCUACCGAACGGCAACUGGGGAAACACCAUUCUCUAUGGCUUUCGGUUCAGAGGCAGUAGUCCCAGUAGAAAUUGGAGAGCCCUCCUACCGAACGGAAACCUUCGCACCGAAGGCAAAUGAGGAAGCACUCGCUUUGAGCCUCGACCUGCUCGAAGAACGCCGAGCACAAGCCAACCUUCGGAACGAAGCUUACAAGCAACGCGUCUCUCGGUACUAUGACUCCAGGGUCAGAUCCCGCUCUUUCCGAAUCGGAGAUUGGGUCAUGCGGAAAGUCUCUUUGGCAACCAAGAAUCCCACGGAAGGAACCCUCGGACCUUCCUGGGAGGGACCCUACGAAAUCAUCGGUAUCCAGCGAUCGGGGACUUAUCGACUCAGAGACUCCAACGGAAAGACCCUCGGUCAUCCUUGGAACGUAGAGCAUUUGAAGUACUAUUUCAAAUGA
Molecule: messenger RNA, 2067 nt
Organism: Prunus armeniaca (apricot)
Lineage: Eukaryota; Viridiplantae; Streptophyta; Magnoliopsida; Rosales; Rosaceae
Source: the annotation of a GenBank genome assembly